Messenger RNA from Papilio polytes (common Mormon), 8121 nucleotides. It is a transcript of the gene Piezo, whose product is annotated as piezo-type mechanosensitive ion channel component. The record is from RefSeq and is a predicted model, not a curated record. Lineage: Eukaryota; Metazoa; Arthropoda; Insecta; Lepidoptera; Papilionidae. The transcript has 52 exons. Bases 206 to 7600 code for a protein of 2464 amino acids.
AUUGUCAUAUUUUACGCGAAGACGAAGAGAGCGGAGGUGUAUAUGUAUUUUGGUUUCGCAAUUUUGCUAUGGUGUAACGUAAAAUGUGUGCAAACGAUGCAAAUUUACUAUAUCAAAAACUUCUCAAAGUUUAACGUGAUUGUGAUCUAUUCUAGUGGUUAAGUUUCCUGCUUCUUAAUAUUUUUUUGACGGAAAAGCCAGCAACAUGCACCAAUACUACCUUUCAGUGAUAUUUGUGAGGCUGGUUCUACCCGCAGGACUUCUACUGGCUAUAGCCCUGCGACCGUUCGGAUUGUCAUUAAUAUACUUGCUGCUGUACUUAAUAGCACCGCUAGCACAAGUGCCUGACACCAAGACAUAUUCCGGAUGGCGGGGCAAGUUCCUAUUGCUGAACUUCUUGGUAUCCCUAUUGGUGCUGUUGACGCAUGCGGCAUGGCACAGCGUGCUGGCAGCCUUCGCUCCCUACGGCUCGCUGCUGGACAAACUACCGCUGCUAAAACACAUCGGCUACAACCUCGGUCUUGUUUCCUUCGCCGACAUCGAACCCCUUAUGGCGGUACACUAUGUCGCACCAGAGCUUGUAGCAACUGUCACGUCGCUGACAGUAUACCUUGUGGUACGACGACUACUCGCCGUGAACAACACGGAUGAGCUGCCGAGGAAGGACUCCAAACACCAGCGGUAUCCAUUGCUCACCAGUGCAGGCAAAUACAUAGCGUUAUUCCUGAUUAUGUUCUCUGGAAUAAUGCGUCCGAGUGUGACUUCGGGCAUCUACUUCUUGGUGUUCAUGAGCGCGGCGACGGCGUGGUCGCUGGGCCGGCCGCUGGAGCGCGGCUUUGCGGUCGUCAGUCGCUGUAUCAUGGCCAUUAUGGCUGUUCACAUCACUAUCCUACUCCUAUAUCAGUGUUCUUGGAUCAUCGACGUUUACCCACCGGAUGAGAACUUUGCUAGAUACUUCGGUUUAACAAAAUUAGUAAUCUUAAAUGAUACAGAUUUAGAUGGUUUUACAUACGAAGUGACAGACGACCACAUGUGGGCGACCCUCGCCAGUCCCUUAGUCAUCCUCUUUACUUACUUCUUUCUCGCGAUCGAAAGCCGCGAACUGUUCAAGCCAAAGGUUGCAUAUUCAUACAUAAAUUCCCAAGCACUGCGACGGGACGUCGGUGAGAACACACCUUUGAUAAGCGCGACGUCGCCGAGCCGGCGCUGGCCGAGCGUGCGCUCGCGCUCCGGCUCGCGGCAGCUGCACCAGGACUCCACGGGCUCCGUUGUUGUCCCUGAUGAUGAAUCUGUAAUAGAAGAAGAAGAGCCGACAUUAAUGGAUGACGUAGUGGCAGCUAUUAUAGACUUUUUCCAAGUCCUGAUCAGGUCAUCGUAUAUAGCGACGACGAUCACGAUGAUGGCUUGGAGCAUAAUGUUCCACUCAUGGCUGACCUUCGUGUUCCUGAUGUGGGCCAACAUGGUCUGGCUGUGCCACAACCAGCGCUCCUUCAUGCUCAAGACUAGCCCCGUGCUGGUCUUCUAUGCCAUGCUGCUUCUCCUCGCGCAGUACAUAUACGGCAUGAACUUAUACGAAAGCGAACUACCGUCCAAUAUAACGGAGGUGAACCUGCGUCAGAUCGGCGUGGGGCGCGGCGAGGGCGAGCCGUGCGUGCCGCUGCUCAUCAAGUCGCUGUUCACGUGCAUGUUCUGGGUGACGCUGCGCCAGCGCGUGCAGGAGCUGCGCGUGCGCCGCCAGUCCGCCGCCACCGCCACCGCCACCGCCACCGCCGACCUCGCUGCGCCGUUGCACCUUACUGCCUCCACUGCAGGCGCCGCGGCGGAGGCGGGCGCGGAGGCGGGCGGGGAGGAGCCGCGGUCGCGGCUGCUGCGCGCGCUGGGCGCGUGGCUGCGCGCGGCGUGCGCCCGCUACUGGAUCUACGUGGUCGUCAUCAUGCUCUUCGUCAUCGGCGUCACCGGCGACCGCAUGACCAUCUUCCGCAUCAUCUACAUGUUCCUCUUCCUCGCCUUCAUAUUGAUGUUUCAAAUAAGUUGGUACUGGUGGCGGCGGCUAAUGUACAUGUUCUGGAUAACUGUCAUCAUAUACUCGAUGAUCAAUCUUAUACUCAUUUACAUAUAUCAGUUCGACAACUUUUCGAAGAUGAUAGAGAAAUAUCUUCUCAUCAAUGAGAGAUUACAGCACGAUUUAGGCCUGGAACCAUAUCACCCCGCGGAUUUGUUCGUCAAACUGUUGACGCCUACUUUGUUCCUCAUUAUAACAAUAAUGCAGGUUCAUUACUUCCAUAAAGACUUUCUGGCGCUUUCUGAUCCUAACACUACAACAAACAGUGUCGCGACUCGAAGAGAAUCUAGUCAUCCGAGCCAAGCUGGUACUUCUACAAUAAAAGAUUUUCCGGCACUACCUCUUGAAGAAGAACAAGCGGGCCCCGGCCCCAGCUGGGAGACCUCUAAAACGGACAACAUUCGGGACUCCAAACGCUCCUUACAUAGGAAGUCGUCCCGCAGCCGGUCGUACGCGGAGCGCGGGUCGCGCGGCUCGCACACGUCGCACAUGUCGCGCGGCUCGCGACUGUCGCGCGGUUCACGCGCCGCCACGCUGCAGCCCUGGCUGCUGGCGGCGCUGCGCCGCGCGCGCCACCUCGCGCAGCGCGCCGCCGACCGCGCCUUCCUCUUCCUCGACCUGCACCUCAUCAAGGUCAUCUUCCUCGCCCUCAUGCUGCUCUGCGUCAUGAACGUGUGUGCCAUGCAUGUACCUAUCAUGUUGAUAAUUUCACCAGCUCUUUUACUGAACUCUCGGAAACAACGUUUCUGCGUACUGUUGAUAUCGACCCUUAUCAGCAUAUACCUAAUGGCGAAAAUGGUAUAUCAAAUUGAAUAUAUCAAGCAUUCAUAUUUUGACGUUAAUUGCACUUCGUUUGAUUAUAACUUAACAACGUACAACAACGCGGAGUGGGUGGGCUUCUACAAGGCGACACACGACCGCCCCCUGGUGGUGCUGCUCAAAGGAUAUAUCGGACUUAUCGCAGUUUUUACUUUCUACUCGCUUGUCAGUUACCGACAGAAGAAUAUAAGAGAUCGAGGUCUUGUGCCAAGCGGUGCGGAAAAAUUAAUGUUCCCAGAAGUGACACGAAAAGAGGCAGACAAAGAUUUAAUGCACUGUGUCAAGUACUUGGUUAAUUAUGGUUUCUACAAAUUUGGUGUUGAGAUCUGCCUGAUCUGCCUGAUGGGUGUGAUCGGGUCGCGCAUGGACGUGUACGCGGCGGUGUACGCGGGCUGGCUGCUGGCGCUGGUGUCGUGCGCGCGCGCCCGCCUGGCGCGCGUGUGGCCCGCCUUCACCGCCUGCCUCACCGUGCUCGUGCCCCUCCAGUACAUGCUCUCCGUCGGCUUCCUGCCCCAGCUCUGUCUGCAGUUCCCCUGGAGUGGGGAAACACAGCAAAUUAAACACGUGCGUUCGUGGCUGUACCUGCCGUACCCCGCGGAGCCGCCGCACGCCGUGAAGCUGAUCUUCGACUACUUCCUGCUGGUGUUCGCGGCGCGGCAGCUGCGCGUGUUCCGGCUGGAGCGCACGCACGGCGCGGCCUACCCCGGCGGCUCCAACAGCGAGCACAUCGGCAAGGACUGGGAGACGCCCAACUUUGUUAACCCAGUCCCGGACUUCCUGGAUUACGUCGGGUCGUGGCUGGAUGUGAUCAAGCGCAUGGUGUUCCUGGGCAUGCUGUGGGUGACGCUGGCCAUCAUGUUCAUGACCGGCACUAAUAGAGUCAACCUCUUCUCUAUGGGCUAUCUCAUCGGCUCCUUCAUAUUCCUCUGGCAAGGCACCGACUUCUAUCUACGGCCAAAAGAAGCUAUUUUACAAUGGUGGUCGUGGCUGGUGCGGUACAACGUGUGCGUGGUGGUGGUGAAGGCGCUGCUGCAGAUCCCGGGCUGCAUCUUCAGCGGCGCGAUGCAGGCGCGCGCCUGCUGGCUGGUGCAGCUGCUCGGCAUCGGCUGCGUCGACAAGUUCGCCGGCGGGAACAUCGCGCGCUUCAUCAAGAUGCAGUACGACAAGGUCACUGCUUACGUGUUAAAAUGUUAUAAUGUUGUUUCUAUUCAUAUAGGAAGUGAGUCUGGUCGUGCGACUAGAAGACGCAUAUUCACUAAGCGACACGAAGCACGAGACAGGCCGCCGUAUAAGCCGCCCGCCAGCCAUCAGAAGGCCGUGCGUUCGGGAGAUUACUACAUGUUCGAUGAAUUCGAUGACACCGACUUGCACUUGAAAGACGACGAUUCAAGUUCCGAUGAAGAUGCACCUAAAGAAAUGGGAUUCGGCAAGCUGCUGUCGACGGUGAUCAAGUCUGACCUGCGGCGCGCGGUGUCGGCGCGGCGCUCCUCCGCGCCCGCCGCGCGCACCGACAGGCACUUCUCACUCGGCACCUAUCCGCACUCCGACCCACAUCAGCUUCGCACGCGGUCGCCGUCGGGCGCGGACAUGUCGGAUCGCGAUGACGAACUUUCCGAUAGAGACCGUCAGCCCUCGGAAAUAGAUGACUACGGAGUGAUGCCAGAGAAAGAAUCAUCCCUUGAGAAGCUGUACACGUACAUGCGGACGGCGUGGGCGUUCAUCUCUAGCCUGCUGGUCUCGCUGACGAGGCAUCUCAUGAAGUAUUCCCGGGAUUACCGCUACGUUUCAAAAACACUCUCUGUCGAGAAGAAAAAGCUUAAGGAAAAGGAAGGCUUCGGUAUCGGACUCCGAGAGGGAUCUCAAAUGAUAUGGGAGCCGUUGCCGGAAACUUUAGCCCAUCAUCGUAAAUUAAGCGAAAUAAGCGUGCCGGAGAUCCGCAUUCUGGCGCCGAGUAUGGAGCGCGGCCUGGACGCCAGCCCGCCGCGCCCCGCCUCGCCCGCCUCGCCCGCGCCUUCGGACGACACCUCCGAACACGAGAGCGCGUUUAGCUUACAGACUACCGAAAGCAAGGACGUGACUACGUUGGAAGAGCAAGAUGACUCGAUGUUUAAACAAGAUAAGUCGCCCAUUUUACAUCUCGCCUACGCGCUGUGGUAUGCGGUGCUCGCCCAUACAGACAUCGUUUGCUAUAUCAUGGUUUUUAUAAACCAGAUUCAAUCUGCGACGAUCCUCUCUAUCCCGUUGCCGCUUAUGGUGUUCUUGUGGGGAACAGUUACUAUACCACGACCUACCAAAACAUUCUGGGUUACAUUAAUUGCUUAUACGGAGGUUAUCGUGCUCAUAAAGAGUAUGUUCCAAUUCGAGAUCCUACCGUGGAACCAGAAGGCGAUCCCGGCCAACAUGCCCUUCACCGCGCCGCGCAUUAUCGGCAUUGAGAGGAAAUAUAACUACGCACUUUACGACCUGUUGCUCCUGCUUAUCAUAUUUUUGCAUAGGUUCAUGCUGAAGUCGCUGGGGCUGUGGAAGGAGUCGUCGCCGGAGCUGGAGCUGCGCGAGGACGCGCAGUACGCGCUGAGUGCGGACGACACGCGGCUGGUGGUGGAGGGGCGCGGCGCGGACGUCGGCCGCAAGUACCUGCGUCUGCACGACCGCACCGCACCGUUAGUACACCGACACAUUAACAACCACCAUACGUCCGCGAGCAGCCUGGCCAUCAGUGCGGUGCCGGAACUGGACGAGCAGCAGGAGGAGGAGGCAGGGCCUUCCAAACCUCCGGACGACGACCACUACAAAGUAAACGAUGAUGAGCCCAUAAUCGCUGUGACGACGACAUUAGAAGAUACAUACAAACAUUAUCCACAAGUAUUGUUACUAUCUUUCAAACGCUACUUGCGACCGACGCAGCGCUUCUUCAAGCGCAUGCUGGCGCCGGGCGCGCGCGUCACCGCGGACGUGUACGCGUACAUGUUCCUAUGCGACUUUCUUAACUUCCUAGUUGUUAUAUUCGGCUUUGCUGCUUUUGGGACGCACCAGGGCGACGGCGGCGUGCAGGCGUACCUGGAGGAGAACAAGGUGCCCAUCCCGUUCCUGGUGAUGCUGAUCCUGCAGUUCGCGCUGAUCGUCAUCGACCGCGCGCUCUACCUGCGCAAGUUCAUGCUCGGCAAGAUCCUCUUCCAGUACGCGCUCAUCAUCGGCGUGCACGUCUGGAUGUUCUUUGUGCUGCCCUUCAUCACUGAAAGGACGUUCAACGCGCUGCUGCCGCCGCCGAUGUGGUACAUGGUGAAGUGCGUGUACCUGCUGCUGUCGGCCUACCAGAUCCGCUGCGGCUACCCGCGCCGCAUCAUCGGCAACUUCCUCUGCAAGUCCUACCACUUCCUCAACAUGAUCUUCUUCAGAGGUUUUAUGGCGGUGCCAUUCGUGUUCGAGCUGCGCACGUUGAUGGAUUGGAUCUGGACGGACACCUCCAUGACGCUGCUGGACUGGCUCAAGAUGGAGGAUAUAUUCGCUAGCGUUUUCCUACUCAAGUGUUCGCGGUACGUGGAGGACGAGUUCCCGCAGCCGCGCGGCGUCAAGAAGUCCAGCACCUCCAAGUACCUGCUGGGCGGCGGAGUGCUCGCCUUCGUCAUCGCCAUCAUAUGGUUCCCACUCGUCUUCUUCGCCUUCGGAAACUCUGUCGGUCAACCAAACCCUCCCACCGAUGUGACUGUCAAGAUCCGCAUUGGACCUUUCCUGCCUGUCUACCAGAUGUCGGCACAGUCCCACAACAUUGAUAUCUAUUCAGAACAAGACUACACUCAGCUGAGCAACCUGUACGCGCGCGACCGCACCGCGCAGACCUUCCUCUCCAACUACAUGUACAACGACGUGGCCGUCAUCACCAUCAACCCCAACUCCACCAUGAAGUGGGAGAUCUCGCCCCCCGAGCUGGCGCGCCUCGAGCGCGAGGCGGCCUCCAACUCGUCACUGACUGUGAAGUUCACAUACGUGAUAACGCACCCGAGCAACAACGCGCAGAACCCGCCCACCAUGGAGGACAGCCGCGAGGUGGCGCUGCCCGCGCUCGUCGCCGGCAGGCCCAACCCCGAGCGCGACACCCUGCUGCAGCUGCUCACCGGCACCUCGCCCCCCGACACCUGGUUACACGUGAAGACUCUCUUCCCGAAAUUCGUUAAAGUCUUCAACAAAGGUGCAGCGAAGCCUGCGUAUCAGCUGAUGCCACCCACCACUGAUGAUGACGAGAACGCGCGCCUGUACCGCAACGUGGAGCUGCGGCUGGAGCGCGACGGCAGCGCCAUGUACUGGCGCGUGCGCGAGGCCUGCGAGACCAGGGACCCGAUGGCGUCAAUACCAAUGAAUAAUUGCGACAUGCUCGUCAUGUACACAUUCAACGACAAGCUGUUCCCAGAGACGCUCAAUUUCAUAUCCGCCGGCGGUAUAAUCGGACUGUACACGACGUUCGUGUUCCUGGCGUCGCGCGUGCUGCGCGGCUUCUUCUCCGGCAUCUACACCAAGAUCAUGUUCGACGACCUGCCCAACGUGGACCGCGUGCUGCAGCUCUGUCUAGACAUAUACCUUGUGCGUGAAGCGCUCGAAUUAGCGCUAGAAGAAGACUUGUUCGCGAAACUGGUGUUCCUGUAUCGCUCGCCGGAGACCAUGAUAAAGUGGACGCGGCCCAAGGAGGAGCCCGACGACCAGCGAGCGCUGCCCGCCUCGCGCUGACACUAUGACACCCCACUGACACCCCAUGACACCCUGUAAGAUAACCUGUCAUAGUCGAGUAAGCGGAACACAUGAUUGCCGUCGAUAUACUUUCCUGCCACAACAUGCGAAAAUACAUUUUUUAUAUUUAAGACUACGGAGUAUUGGACGUUACGUUGCACUUUAUGGAUCGUUUUGGAUAGAUACGUAAGUUGUACAGUAAGGGAUAGUUAGGUUACUUAAGAGUAAUAGCGGUGCUUUGAAGUUCCAGCCUCUUUACAAAUUAUCGUGGGCAAAUCAAUUAUAGCAUAUAGCACACUCACAUCACUGUUUACAACCGCUCUCCUCUCCGCGAUCAACAUUAUUUAUUUCUAGUACUUAAUUGUUUAUUUUUAACAUUUUAUAAUUAUAUGAACUUUUUAUACGCUCUCUUAGGUAAUUUUAAAUUAAAAUUACUAUAGAAAUAUACAUAUAAAUGACUGCAACAGCUUGUAAAAUGGACUGAGUGGCAUUUUUAAUCUUUUAUACUAAGAGCGCUUAGU